Molecule: messenger RNA, 1620 nt
Organism: Amblyraja radiata (thorny skate)
Lineage: Eukaryota; Metazoa; Chordata; Chondrichthyes; Rajiformes; Rajidae
Gene: h1-10
Product: H1.10 linker histone
Exons: 1
Coding region: 162-689 (175 amino acids)
Biological process (GO): nucleosome assembly
Cellular component (GO): nucleosome
Molecular function (GO): DNA binding; structural constituent of chromatin
Source: RefSeq, a predicted model, not a curated record
GCGCAAGGAUUUACUCGGAGGCAGUCGCUGUACAGCGUUGAAGUGUGUAGCGAUCGCUGCAUUCUUCUCGUUGCAAGCCAGUCGUUUUGCAACAGUAUAUAUUUUUUGCAAUUGAUAUUUAGAUUGCAAUUUGCGUGCCAAACAGUCGACUUUGAAAGAGAAUGGCUUCGGAAAUGGAAUCGCUGCCCGUGGCUGCAAGCGAAGAGGAGGAGGAGGAAGAGGAGGAGAAGAGUUUAGACAAAAAGCCGGGCUCGAAGAAGAAGAAGAAGAAGAAUCAGCAGGGCAAAUACAGCGCGUUGCUGGUGGAUAUCGUGCAGAAACUGGGUGCUCGCAACGGCUCCUCGCUCGCCAUCAUCUUUAAAGAAGCCAAGAACGUGCCCUGGUUUGACAAACAAAACGGUCGCAUCUACCUGCGCUACGCGCUGCGGGCUCUGGUGACGAACGGAACCCUCAAUCAGUUGAGAGGGAGAGGAGCCAACGGCUCUUUCAAGCUGACCAAGAAAGGGGAGAACGCACAGGCGGCCAAGAAGAAAUCGUCGGCCUCGGGCAGCACCACCAGAUCGGCCAAGAAAAGCAGCAAGAAGCCAGAGAGCAGGAAGCCCCAAAAGAGCAGCCCUGCAAAGAGCAGCGGUUCCAGCAAAAGUAAGAAGGGCAUGGCGUCGAAGAAAUCCAAAUCCAAGAAGGCUUAAAAAGACUCAUCUUCGCUCGUUUUUUUUCAAUCUGACAUUUUUUAUUUUGUUGUUCAAACCUUUUGGGUUUUGGUUAGGUUUUUCUUUUGUAGCGUUGAAAAGGGUCGGUCAGUUUAAACCGAGAACGUGGAUUUUUUUUUUCCUUUUUUGCAAUGUUUAAAUGACAUUCCAUUUGCAAAUUUCUUGUUUUGAGGAUUGUUUUUUUUUUGUUUUACGUUUGCAUUUUUAAAUUUUUUGUAUUGAUCAUGCAAGCAAGUCGUUUUCGGGAGGAGUAAGCCUCUGUUUCAUGGAAGCGGGAACUCUGCACAAAAUAACUGAUUUGUUGCAGAGCCUCAUUUUAUUUAGGUUUAAAAAUCAGGAAAGUGGUUUGACGUCCUUAGAAAUUUAAAAAAAAAAAGCAGAAAAGUUAUUUCCCAAGUUGCAACUUUUGUGUUGUUUCUGUAGGGGGUAUUUUUGUUUUUAAAAUUACAUUUGUAUUUUUUAAUAGCGGUGUUUGCAGAUUUCCUCGGCAAUUUCGCCCUUGGUAACAGUUUCAGCCAAUCACCGCGCAGCAAGCAAAGUUGCAACAUUCUAGGCGGGAACGCGGCCUGCACGCUGAUUGGCUGUUGCAUUUAAUUCGCUACUUUAAAUUGUUUUUAUUUGUAAUUAUAUUUGCUGUGAAGCUUCCGACUGGUUUAUGACAUAAAAAAAGAUAAAUGGAUAUCUCCCCCUCCCUCUCGCCCCUUUGGCGGAGGGUCUUGUGCAAGGCGCCGGGUUCAAGUCAGCUGCCCGUUUCCCUCUCACCCCGGGCAACGGGCCCCCGCCCCAGCCCCCGCUGCCUUGCCAAGAUUCCGUCAGCAAGUAUUGAAGUUGGACAUAUUAAUGGUGUAACCGUGUAAACAUGUGCGAUUGACGGAGCAAAAAAUGCUUUAAAUAAAUGUUUCAAAGAACA